Lasiosphaeria miniovina is the source of this 2301-nucleotide messenger RNA. RefSeq lists its product as uncharacterized. Lineage: Eukaryota; Fungi; Ascomycota; Sordariomycetes; Sordariales; Lasiosphaeriaceae. The transcript has 5 exons. The record is from RefSeq and is a predicted model, not a curated record. Gene Ontology annotation, biological process: DNA-templated transcription; regulation of DNA-templated transcription. Gene Ontology annotation, molecular function: zinc ion binding; DNA binding; DNA-binding transcription factor activity, RNA polymerase II-specific. The coding region runs from base 1 to 2301 and encodes 766 amino acids.
AUGCAGCCGAAAAAGCGACCGGAGCGGAAUCGCAUUGCCCAGGCGUGUUUAACCUGCCAGGAGAAGAAGACACGAUGUGAUGGCAACACGCCGUCGUGCUCUGCUUGCACCGCUCGCGGCGUGCAAUGCAUCCAACACAAAGGGGCUCCGAGGAGGCGCGGUCCAGGGAGAAGUAAAGAGCACAUGAAGGCUCUCGAGGAAAGGCUGGCCAGGAUGGAAUCUCUGAUCCAGCGCCCCGAGCGGUCGCAAAGCCUGGAGGACCAGCCGGCGCCGCCCCCGUCAAUUCCACUCAGCGGCCCGUUGUCGCCGCCUACAGUCCAGGCCUCUGCAGAUCGAGUCGAUAUUGGGUACCCAGUUUCGCAACCAGAGCCCCGCGAACAGUGCGAGCCCUCUUCAAUAACCAACCCAAGCCCAGGGAUGGUCUGGCAGCCAGGGCCUGUGGACUUGGACUUUGAGACAGCCCCUGCACCAGCUCAGCAGCAACCAGGCAACAAAGCAGGGGCUGCCGACAGCAUCCAGGCGCAGGAGCCAGUCUCAGUCACGCCUGCCGAGAAAUUCAAGCUCAUAUCGCAUCCCGUCCACGAGAGCGAGCCAUUCCAGCUGAUGCAGAAGCUGCAGUCGACAGCAGCGCCCGGAGCAAUCUCCCCGCGGGAGCCGUUCACCUCCAUCGUGGAGCACGUCAUCGAGGCCAUGUUCGCCGAGUUCCCACUCCUCAAUACCGCGCAGUUCCUGUCGUGCCUGCACGCCACGACGCAGCAGCACCCGGGCGGCGGCUGGCCCGCGCAGCAGCCCGCCGCCUGGACCUGCCUGGUGAACGCCGUCUACGCCGCCGCGCCGCCCCUCAAGACGGUCAACUGCUACUUCCAGGACAUCUGCGUCUUCUCGUGGGCCUUCUUCAAGAACGCCUUUGCCGCAUUCCCAGAGCUGCUGGCCCGCGGCAGCGGCAGAGGCAGUGACGUCACGCCCGUCGCCGCUAUCCUCGCCAUGGCCCUCUUCACCCGCCACUGGGCCGCCACCCAGCUGACCGCCCUGCUGCUGUCCACGGCCGCCAGGAUGCUGCAUCUCAUGGACGCCGGCAGAAGCGUCUCCCAGCGGCUGCGGGAGCAGCGUGGCGGAAGCGCGGAGAAGCAAAGCGACAACGCCGCCGCUACCCCGUGCGUCGGCCGCCUGUUCUGGGUCGCGUACAUCCUUGACGUGGAGCUCAGCUCCAGCUGCGGCGUUCCGCAGGCGCUGAGCCUCGACAACCAGGACCCUAUCCUUGACCUGCCUGAAGAGGGCGUCAGCGACCACAUAUCUCCGCUAGUGCCCGUGCAGGGCGGUAGUUCUGCCGACGGGGCGGGAGUGGGAACAGUCGGCCUGUUCAGGCGGCGCGCCAAGCUGGCCAUGAUCCAGUCGCAGAUCGCAACGCGGCUGUACUCAAGCUGGGCGGUGCGCAGCCUGGCCGACACCGACCUGCUCCGCGAGAUCGCGCAGCUCGACCUGGCGCUCGCGGAUUGGGAGGCGCAGCUCCCAGCUCGGCUGCGUCUUGCCCAGCGGCCGGAGGAUAUCGCCCUCGACAGCCCCGCCGCCAUCAUGUACCUGGUGUACUAUAGCAAUGUCGCCGCUGUACACUGGGCUGCGGGGCGCCACGAGGGCAUGGGUGUGUUCGCCAAGGCGCCGACUUUCUACCCUGAGCUCGCGCUGUCGCGGCUCAAGGGCGAGGAAGCUGCACGAGACACCAUCCGCCUGGUGCUGCAUGGCACGCCCCCGCGGCUGCUGUUGGACUUUUGGCGCGUGCUCCGCUAUCCCAUCGCGGCGGCGUUUAUACUCGCGAAGAGCGUCGUCGAGUCGCCAAAGACGGCAGAGGCCAAGGCCGACGGCACCCUGCUCGCCGCGUUCGCCAAGUUCAUCGACGACUGGGCGCGCAGCGAAAAGGUCGACUUCGGGAACCUGCUCCGCGGCUGCGCGAAGUUGGCGGGUCUCGCUGCCGAGGCGAUCACUGCCGCGGCGCAACCCCAACGCCCUGGCGUGCAGCAACAUGACCUGCCGUCCAAGUUCAAGUUCAAGGAGCUGCGUCUGGGAGAGAUCUGGCCGUUGACUCGUGCGAGAAACCAGACCUUCCUGGUGGCGAUGAGCCGCUGCCUCAACCCCAUGUGCCUGACCCAAGACCUGCUGGGCGACGUGGUGAGCAGCGAGGUGGGCGUCGUCGAGAUGCUCUGCAGCAUCCUCGAGCUUCCGGCAGAGGAUAGCCAGGUAGGAGGACGGUUCGUGCCGAAGCUGUUUCGUCCUGGGACGUAUGGGUUCUCCUCCGAGCAGAAAUAA